GGCGCGCGGGAAGCGGAGAUGCCCGCCUUCCAACGGCCUUGGUCACCACCGCCUCCUGCCCUUGGAAAGUAUCCCCAGCCUGAACGAAGACUCCGGCGGGCGAAGCUCAAUAAUAAAUCGGGAAAUCCUACAGUCAGAACACCGGAAACUUCAGGAACUUGCACACUGACUUUUCGAAAGAACCGGUUCCUUUCUUUUAACAGUUUUGGAAAAACAGCUUUGUUACCUUGA
Molecule: messenger RNA, 231 nt
Organism: Rangifer tarandus platyrhynchus (Svalbard reindeer)
Lineage: Eukaryota; Metazoa; Chordata; Mammalia; Artiodactyla; Cervidae
Source: the annotation of a GenBank genome assembly